Molecule: messenger RNA, 276 nt
Organism: Ogataea haglerorum
Lineage: Eukaryota; Fungi; Ascomycota; Pichiomycetes; Pichiales; Pichiaceae
Exons: 1
Coding region: 1-276 (91 amino acids)
Source: RefSeq, a predicted model, not a curated record
AUGUGCAUAGGGAGCUCUCAAGGUCCGGAGUUUAGAGAAGUGUUAGCGCCACCUCCGCCAAUCUCCACGGCUGGCAGAUGUCGCUUUCGGGCGGGACUUUUGGGAUCCUGUACCCUUAUAUUUCGGGAAAAGCCUCGUGAGGACUCGGGCAUAUUGCGGGGUAUCGGAGGCAGAGUAGAUAAUAUACGGACAGAUCUCCUCACACAGUCAUAUCGGGUGAGGCAUGUGCUUGAUGCAUUGCAUCAGGAGACGUGUCCGAUAGGCAGAGAGAUUUGA